Ectocarpus sp. CCAP 1310/34 is the source of this 270-nucleotide messenger RNA. NCBI's taxonomy places the organism in Eukaryota, Phaeophyceae, Ectocarpales, Ectocarpaceae. The record is from the annotation of a GenBank genome assembly.
AUGCCUCGCUCCGUGCGAGGGCUCGGAGACUCUCGGGCGGGGGAGAGGGAGAUACUCAAGCAGGAGUCGUACAGGAUCAACGGAGGCGAGUCUGGAGCAUCGCCGGGGGAAGACGAGUCUUCGGACGCGGCGUCCGCGCUGCGCGUGAGCGAGGCCUGGGCGACGGAAGCGUUUCGGCUGCCCGCCGACUUCCUGCACAACCUGGCGCAGCCUGGCAAGAAGAAGAGGUGCGAGGCUUGGCGGCGGCGGCGCAGCAGCGGAAAGGAUUGA